AUGGAUCCACACACUGUGACCAGAGCGGAACUCAAUGGCGAUUUGGAAGCCCGGGUGACUUACAUGAAAUCCUUUCUAGAGUUCACCGAUGAGGACUGUGAAAUCAUGAAGGCUGUCAGACCAAUUGCGAAGCCGUUGGUUCCAGAAAUCGUUGCAUCAGCUUUCUCACAAUCUACGUUAUGUGUUGUUUUGGGCCCAGAUAACAAGCUUCUCUCUUAUGAGUGCUGCAAGAUUGCGUUUUUCCCUCGCAAAGACGGUGCUCAAGGUACGCAUGGAACCCUCGAUGAUCUGGUAGGAGACGCCAAUGCAAUCACGAUUGAUUCGGCCACCAUCCGAAUCAGGCGAAACAUUCUGGAAAAAUGGGCAAUGAAGAUCUUCACUUCUGAUUACAAUGAGAUGGAGAUAUUCGAGUUCUUCAACCGUAUUGGUAUUCAGCAUGUUGGUGGUGCAAGGGUUUUUAGCGCCGGCAAGAAGAAGCCUCUAUUCGUAGACUAUAUACAUUUAGCUAUGACCUUGGGGUACAUCACCGAUCGAAUGACUGCUGCGAUCCUUACCUUACCCGAAUCCACAUGGCCGCUGCAGAAAAAGACUCGGGCGGUUCGGGCGUUUCACAAGAUUGGUUGGAUCCAUAACGAUCUCUUGGCUAGGCAUCAUACGGAAGAAGCUUACGCGGGUAGCACAUUUAGCAGCCCGCUCUGUUCAUCUCCUGCGGUUUUCGCAGCACCUGAACACAGUACUCCACCGACGAAUCCCAUUGUUUCAGGUUCAGGCUGCUGUCCUAUGCAGGAAGAUAGCCUUGAGGCCGAACCUCCGAUUCCAGUUGCUAAUGGGACCAUAGGAAGCUGCUUUUCAAACUACCGCGCGGACUCUGGCUGGAAUAGCGAUGUCUUAUCUGGACACUCCAACUACCCUAAUCCAUGCGAACCUCCGACUGCCAGGCUGAUGGACAGUCAUUCGCACUCCCAACAGUACAGUGGCCUUGGGUUUGAACGAACUUAUUCAGGCAAUGAAACCGACCACCUUCCAAUGCAUUCAAAGGGUGAUUACUCGACCUGA
Messenger RNA from Melampsora larici-populina 98AG31, 1056 nucleotides. RefSeq lists its product as uncharacterized. The record is from RefSeq and is a predicted model, not a curated record. NCBI's taxonomy places the organism in Eukaryota, Fungi, Basidiomycota, Pucciniomycetes, Pucciniales, Melampsoraceae. Gene Ontology annotation, molecular function: heme binding; oxygen binding. The transcript is spliced from 9 exons. The coding region runs from base 1 to 1056 and encodes 351 amino acids.